UAUACCAUGUUCACUUGGCUGAUGCUCUCCUGCCUCUUAUGCUUCUCACGAGCCGAGGUUCAGGAUUAUCAAGUAUGUUACAAGGGAAACAGCGCUGCUGAAAACAGAUGCAUGAAUGUGAAUGUCGACCGCCUUGCCAUGAAGGUUCACUUCCACAUGCUUGAAUCCGAUGACUUCGAUGACGUGGAGACUCUGGAGGAUUAUAGUGUGGGUAUGGCAGCAUCCCGAGUGGUAUCCCAGGGGGCGUGUUACGUGAGGCGACUGGUUAAAUCUUUCGAGCAACAAGUAUCCUUCAUCAAAGGCCAUCAGGACGAUGGCAUGAGGGUUGAGUCUGACGUCAGAGUUUCCGCUGUUUCCCUCGACAAUCCUGAGGAAGAGAUCGGCUCCGAUCUUGCCAACUUCUGUGGCGACCUUCCCGUUUACGAAUUGGUGAGUGAGGGAUAGAAUGAGAGAGUGCAAGACCGUCGUCAAGUGAGCGUCACCUUCACCCGCUGCGUCCUGCUGUGUUUCUUUCCCACCUGCUUCACCACCACGCUCACGCUUCCCAUAUCCGUCUGGUUCUUCUUUGGAUGAAUUAACUGUUUAAAUCACCUCUUACUUUGGCCAUAUAGACGUCUCCUUUACUUGUCGAUGAUAUAUCCUCACUUUUGAUUAAAUGCUAAUG
This is a messenger RNA of Penaeus chinensis, 664 nucleotides long. RefSeq lists its product as uncharacterized. NCBI's taxonomy places the organism in Eukaryota, Metazoa, Arthropoda, Malacostraca, Decapoda, Penaeidae. The transcript has 3 exons. The record is from RefSeq and is a predicted model, not a curated record. Bases 7 to 444 code for a protein of 145 amino acids.